This is a messenger RNA of Phaethon lepturus (White-tailed tropicbird), 629 nucleotides long. RefSeq names its product tripartite motif-containing protein 55-like. NCBI's taxonomy places the organism in Eukaryota, Metazoa, Chordata, Aves, Phaethontiformes, Phaethontidae. The annotation marks the transcript as partial. The transcript is spliced from 3 exons. The record is from RefSeq and is a predicted model, not a curated record.
UGGAGGAGGGAGAAGAAGAAGAGGAGGAGACAGUGGAUGGUGAAGAUUUGGAUGAAAUCCACACAGAGUCAUCAGGAGAGGAGCAGGAGGAAGAGGUGGAGGAAGAAGGGGCUGAGAAAGCAUCACAGCCACCUCAGCAGGACCCCAAACCGCAGAGCGCAGUGCGGGAGCCCCCAGUUGAACAUGCGUCGGCACCGCUGCCCAUCACCCCAGCUAGUCAGGAUGAGGUUGUGACACCGAGUGGUUCUCAACAGACCCCAGAGUCUGACACUCAAGUGCCGGCCACAACAGAAACCAUCGACCCCUUGUUUUACCCUAGCUGGUAUAAGGCUCAGUCGCGGCAAUCAAGCAGUCCAAGCUCAACCCCAGUGAGUGGGUUGGGCAAAAUAGGGCCUCCUGUUUCUCUGGAAACAAGUGCAAAGAAGGCAGAAGUCCCUUCAGCGGCAGCGAUUGAGGAGAGUGCACCAGUGAGUGGUAAGGAAAGUAAUGCCACUGCAGCGACGUCCAAGAUUGGUUCUGAACCGUCCCCUCAAGGACAAGUGGAGGAAACUCCUGUGAGCAAUGAGAGGGGUGACGAGCCGGCUCGUCAUGUCUUCUCCUUCUCCUGGUUGAACUCCCUCAAUGAAUGA